This is a messenger RNA of Botrytis porri, 508 nucleotides long. RefSeq lists its product as uncharacterized. Lineage: Eukaryota; Fungi; Ascomycota; Leotiomycetes; Helotiales; Sclerotiniaceae. The coding region runs from base 23 to 508 and encodes 161 amino acids. The record is from RefSeq and is a predicted model, not a curated record. The transcript has 2 exons.
CGUACAUAAUUAGUCUUGAUCAAUGGUUAUCUGCUGCCCUCUAACACAUACAUCCCUAAAGUGGAAAGAAUGCAUUAUUUCCAGGCCGGUACCAUCAGAUGACAGACUUCAACUCUACUUUCUACUAUCAGCCCUACCUAAUCUCAUUAUUCUCAAAGUCAUAAGAGAACAAUUAGAAGGAGUUUCCAACUUACUACCUCAUGAAGUCGUUGCUUGUUUCCCUCUUGGCUAUUUCCUUGAGAAUAUCGCCGUACGAUCAAAUGGGACACUACUCGUCACGAAUAUGAUUGUCAGCCAGAUAUUCUAUGUUGACCCCAGAGAUAAAGAUCCCGAAUCUACUAUUCAGCUGAUACAUGAUUUCGAUACUACUUCAGAAGCACCUCCAGAGGACGAUGAAGAAACUGGCAUUUAUGGCUCAAAGAAUCACGCAGAAGCGAUUGUAGAGCAUCCAAGAUUCGGGCAUUUAUUUUAUACAUUCUCUGGCGUGCAUGGGAAAGUUGAUACUUGA